ACCCAACUUCCACACCCACCAUUGUACGCUUGACGAGAUAUCACUACUCAGAUUUCCAUCACGCACGCCCUGCCGCCCCCAGAACUCUUCGUCGACCGACGCCGGACCGCCGCUACGCUCCCCCCAAGCUCCCUAAUACGCUGCGCUCCCGGCGCUGACCCCCCCGACGACGAGACCUGAACACCUGUCACCCACGCCUCUCCCCUCUCCACCCGAAAGUCGAGUCCUCGAGUCGUCCCUUGUUCACGGUCACUCCGCUACACGGUCGCGCACUCGCGAGCCCUCCCUCUCGGCCCCCGACCGGUGCUUCUCCCCAACCGCUCCCCCAUGUAGGGACUUUCCACCAGACUUCCUUCCUUCAACAUCACCCACCCGCUCGCUUCGUGAGCCACCCGGCCUGCCGCGACUCCAAGGGCAGGCUCUCCACCAUCAAGCCUCCACCGCCGCCAAUACACCUCCAUGGUCCCACCACCUCGAGCGGGAUCAUUUUCGCCCAAUCCUGCGCAGACACUUCAGACGGGAUCGAGUCAUUCACCCCACCCAUCGCAGGCUGCCAUCCUCAGCGCUGGCGCAAGCCCCAGCGCCAGCAGUCCAACGGGCACCAACUCUCUGACCAAGAUCGUCGUGGCCCAGGUCUAUCUCCUGCUAAGCACUAUCAAGGAGGAUAAGGACCGCGCCAAGUGGGAACUGCAGGUUGAUCAAUUGAAAAAGCUCAUCGAUGAACACGGUAUGGAAGUCUUCUCCAAAUACUUCACACGGUUGGUCGCCGGAAAUGCGCCGCAGAUAUUUCCCGGCCUCAACCGGCCUGUCUCGAAUCCGGGAAACUACCACAUCCUCGUGGGGGAGAUGCGAAAGAUCGCGCAUGAUGCUGAGCAAGCAAGUAAGAUCGCCGAGUCGAUAGAGAGCGGAACCGAAGAUAUAUUUCGCGACUUCGAUCUCUCGACUUUCAUGGAACAUUUCAAACUUGAUGCGCUGGAGAAGACCCUGUUGGCUCUGGCGUUCAAAAUUGGCUCCCGAGGAGAUCUCAAGACCAAAGCUGAUGCCAUUUUAUCGACCAAUUUCCCAACAUUUGUUGACAUUAUAUCGCGUCCUGAAAUCGAAGCGCAUGCCGAUUUAAGCCCCACGUUUAUCGCCCUCAUCGUCGAUCGAUUUAUCCAACAUCAUCCUCCCAGUUUCAACGCCUCAUCUCGACGCGAUCUUCAAAACUAUGUUGCAAAGCGAUAUAUUAGUAUGGAUCUAGCGCCUCCUUCCGAGGUUCUUGCGGCUCUCGAUCUUGGUCGAGUUGUUGCGGAGCGGCCUUCGAACGCACUGGCGCGCUACAUCCAGAAGACUGGUGUCGACUUCACCCGAGAUGAGGACACUUGCGUGUCGUAUCUUCAGAACCGCCCCAGCAGCAUGCAGCUGACUCCCGAUCAAGCGUCUGCAGCUUUGACCUUCGCCACCAUCAGCCAAACACCGCAACACGAUCCCAGUGUUUUGGUUGCUGCGCUUCGACGAGUUGUUCCGAAGUCCUUUGAAUGGGUCGAAGUGGUUGCCUUCUUCGACCAACCAUCAGCUCGCAUCUCUUCUCAACAGUUCUUGCGCCUAUACAAUGCUCUGCUACCCGUGGCUCAAGAUUCCAAAUCUGUCCUGGACAUUCAACGACUUUGGGGAGGUGCUUGGACCGAACCUGAAGCGCAGCUCUCCUUCGUAAGCGCUUAUGCUUCACUAACGCCUGAGCAGCUGGAUGCGACCACGAUCCCUGGACUGCACCGAAGUAUCACCCUCGAUGACUAUGUCAACUCACCUCCCAACGUCCGCGAGCGAGCCGCGGUGGCGGUCAAACAUCCUUUAGUAUCCGUGGCUGCGCUUUCCUCGAUCUUCAAUGUGGCACUCAGUUCGGUUCAUGCGUCACAAAGCGUCGAGGCGAAGCGGCUAUUCCAGGAGGUUGUUGUACCUAACCUUGACAUUUUUCUCGUGUCUGCCUUUGAGGUUCCCCGACAGUCAUGGGCCACGAUGGCCGUCGAUACCCUCAACUCACUCUUCGAAAACUUCCUGUACAAACGAUCGCCAGAGUACGAUUUUGUUCUUGAUAGCCUCUGGAAGAAGGACAAGGAAUGGGUGACGCAACGGCUGAUUGACGCCCAUGCGGUCAAACCCGUCGACCUUCCCCUAGUCUUCGAGCACGCAGUCAAACAUAAGUGGCUAGAUGGGCUUGUGUAUUUGCCAAACGGCUUUGGUCUCGACCUGGCUGCCUUGGCUCAUGCCGAAGGAUACCUGGACCUCUCAAAGUGGGCUCGGUUCAAUGCUGACCGGAGUAGCGAGAUCUCUCGUACCCUCUUGCAGUUCUUGAUGAUCAAAGCCAGCCUAGAGAUUCAGUGGCAACGAUUCCCACCCGAUCCUCCCGUCAAGACUAGUACCACUCUUCAAGUUUGCACCGUCUCCGCAUUACUGGCGAUUCUUGAGGACUUCUUACCCAAAGCUCCCGUUCAAGACUUGAUCCUCGUGCAACGCAACUGCAUCACGGCUUACCCGCGAUUGAUCAACUACGGCGAAGGCUACGAUGAAAUUAUCGAUGCAAACGGCAAGGAUGGCAACGCUCUACCUCUGGCCGCCAACAGCAAGAUGGAGGAGCACUACAAGAAGAUGUACAGCGACGAGAUUCAGGUCCGCAAUAUCGUCGAGGUGCUAGACCGAUACAAGCACUCCAGGGAUCCCUUGGACCAAGAUGUCUUCGCGUGCAUGAUCCAUGGACUUUUCGACGAGUACAACCACUACGUGGACUAUCCACUAGAGGCUCUUGCAACAACGGCGGUCUUGUUCGGUGGCAUUGUUUCUCACAAGUUGAUCUCGGACCUCCCCCUUAAGAUCGGACUUGGAAUGAUCUUGGAGGCUGUUCGGGAUCACAUGCCGGAUGACCCCAUGUACAAGUUUGGUUUGCAGGCCCUGAUGCAGCUGUUGGUACGUUUCAGAGAAUGGCCAGGGUUCUGCAAACAGCUUCUACAAAUCCCGGGCCUUCAAGGCACAGAAGCUUACAAGAAGGCGGAGGACGUCGUUCAUGAUCAUGAGGAUGAGGUUGUUCGCGGUCGCAACGGAGCCGGGACCCCACUUGCCUUCCCUGCUGAUUCGUUCGCUAAUGGGAAUCCUGAGGAGCCAGCCACCAUUGAUCGGCAACCGCCCGCCUUCAACUCUAUCAACGUGGACCCUCAUCCCCAGGGCACCGAGUUUGAUGAGCCUGGUGAGGAUGAUCAGGACAAGGUUCAGUUUGUCCUGAACAACAUCACCGAGGGAACAUUGCGUUCAAUGUGCAAGGAACUACGCGAGACCAUGGAGCGCAAGCAUCAGCAAUGGUUUGCUUGUCAUCUCGUCGAGGAACGCGCAAAGAUGCAACCAAACUACCAUCACGUGUACCUUGAGUUGGUCAAGCUAUUCGAAGACAGGUCCCUAUGGAGUGAAGUCCUUCGAGAGACGUAUAUCAGCGUGGCCCGCAUGCUAAACUCAGAGGCCACAAUGCAAAACUCCACUGAGAGGACACAUCUAAAGAACCUCGGUGGCUGGUUGGGACUUCUGACGCUGGCCCGAGAUCGACCUAUCAAGCACAAAAACAUCGCCUUCAAACAGCUACUGAUUGAGGCACACGAUACUAAGAGGUUGAUCGUCGUCAUUCCCUUCGUCUGUAAGGUCCUGCUACAAGGUGCCUCCUCGGCCGUGUUCCGACCUCCCAAUCCCUGGCUAAUGGACAUCAUUCAUCUGCUUAUUGAGUUGUACCAUAACGCGGAACUUAAGCUAAACCUGAAGUUCGAGAUUGAGGUUCUCUGCAAGGGCCUCAACCUCGAUCACAAGAGCAUCGAACCUUCGGGUGAGAUCCUCAACCGCCCUGUGAUUGAAGAACCUGCAGAGGUGCUACCCCAGGAACAGAUUGACGCCUUUGAAAAUCUGUCUCUGAACGGCAUGGGCUCUGCUGUUGGAGCAGGACUAUCUCCUCAAGCUAUUGUGCCGACCAUUCCCGACCUCGGUCCAUUGAUCAACAUCCCCCCAACUAACGAGAUGGUCGUCAGCGCUACCCGACUUCACGAGAUUGUUCGCACUGCCCUUAGCCGGGCUCUCCAGGAUAUCAUUCAGCCUGUUGUGGACCGAUCUGUCACGAUUGCUGCUAUCUCCACACAGCAGAUGAUCCACAAGGACUUUGCUACGGAGCAUGACGAGAACCGCGUGCGAACCUCAGCUGUCAACAUGGUCAAGGCCACUGCUGGUAGUCUGGCCCUCGUCACCUCCAAGGAACCCCUGCGAGCAAACUUUACCAACUACAUGCGCAAUCUCUCAAAUGACCUUCCUCAGGGUCUUCCGGAGGGCACCAUUAUCAUGUGCGUCAACUCUAACUUGGACUUAGCCUGCAACAUUAUCGAAAAGCAGGCCGAGGAAAGGGCCGUUCCCGAGAUUGAGGAGAUGAUUGAGCCCGAGCUGGAAGCCCGCCGCCGGCACCGCCUCCAGAGGCCCAACGAUCCAUACUAUGACUCGGGCCUCAGCCGGUGGGCCAUGGCAAUUCCAAACCCUUACAAGCUGUCUCCCAGCACGAGCGGCUUGAACCCCGAGCAAAUGGCCAUCUACGAGGAUUUCGCCAGGCAGCCUCGUAGCACAGCUAUUCCUGCCCCCUCGCAUGGCCCUUCUACUUCUGAUGCGACCCGAUCGAUUGCCAAUGAGGUAUUGCAAGAGCAAUUUAACACCAUGCCUAACCUGCCAACGCCCGCCGAGACACCAUCCAUUCCGCAACACUUGGGUGCUCAGAUGCAACCAUAUGCACCUCCCCAUACAGCUGCUGCGAACAACAUGGCCAACGGACGAACACCAGCGUUCCAGAUGGAUGUGCGAGGCCUGGCCGAGCGAGUUAACAAGCUACUUCAAGAACUUCUCCGAGUCGCAGGUGAAGCGCGCGAGGAGCACUUCUUGGGUCUUCCAAGGCCCCAUCCUGUCCUAGAUGUUGUUGAUGCUCUUGUCCAGCUAAUCAUCAAGACGUCACAGAACUCAGAAGAGUUUGCGAUUUACGCCGCCGAGCAGAUCAGCGCGCUUAUCUUUCAACAGGUCGAGGACAACUUGACGCUCGAGAGCUUGGUCCACGUUCUGGAAACUCUCAGGAAGAUCUCCGGUCCGAGCCUCAACAACCGAGUCCGCGCUCUUUUCAGCCAACAACCCGGCCCUACAUUUCUGAGCCUGCCAUUGCUUGCAGCCUUGACCCGGACUGACCUGCUGGAUUGGAGGAACAUCGACCUUGCUAUGUCCAAGGCACUCCUUGCUCGCAAGGAGGGCUCUCUUGACUUUUUGGAGCACAUGCUUGACCUCGCACUCCUGAACAACCGCCCGAUUGCCCUAUAUGCCGACUUUGUUAGAACCCUGGAAGCUGCCUGGGCUUGGAUCUGCGAGGAUCCCACCUCGACUGCUGGCCAGCGGGUCAAGAACAAGCUAACUGGCUCCGGGCUACCCCGACCAUCCCAGGUCGCCGAUGACCAGGCCACCUUCCGACAGGACCAGAUGGAGUAUGUGUUCGAGGAAUGGGUUCAUCUCUGUAACAACCACAAUGCUUCUGAGAAGGCCACUGUUGCCUUCGUUCAACAGUUGCAGGUCAAGCAAGUCAUCCGUGACCGAGAUGACUUCUUCGUGUUCGUCCGCACUGCCAUCGAUCUCUCCGUCGACCGCUUCGAGCACAUCCUGCACGCCGGUGCCGUUGGCGACGCAUAUGUCAUGGUUGAUUCCUUGGCCAAGCUAAUUGGCACUUUCAUUGGCAUGCAGCCAGAGACACCAGGUUCUCGGGCGUCGUUUGUAGACUCUACACUGGCACUGAUCACUUUGGUGCUUAACCAUCACCAUGUCAACCGUGGAGAGCAACUCAACCAGAGGGUGUUCUUCCGACUUGUGUCCAUGGUACUCCAUGAGGUCCAUAUUAUUUCCGAGGACCUUAUUGAAGAGGAGCGUCGCGAUGUUAUGCUCAAGAUGGCCACUAGGUUUGCAGGGAUGGGACCUACCCAUCUUCCAGGGUUCAUCUACGCCUGGCUCUCUCUCAUCCAGCACCGGGCUUUCCUACCGGUGCUCCUCCAAAUGCCCGACGGCGCCGGAUGGGCAGCUUUUGUCGACCUUGUAUGCCAGCUCCUCGACACGCUCGGGGAACAGCUCAAGGUAUUCGAGGUGUCCAAUGUUGCCAAGGAGAUCUACCGCGCCACCCUCAAGCUUCUCGUAAUUCUGCAACACGACUUCCCCGAUUUCAUUGCGGCCAACCACGUCAAGCUCUGUGCCAGCAUCCCACCGCACUGCACCCAGCUACUUAAUGCUGUUCUUGCUGCUAACCCACAGCAGAGCCCCAAGCUCGCCGAAACUCUUCCUCCCGGCGCCAAGGCCGACCGACCAGGGGAGGCCAGAGUCAGUCCUGGACUAAUGGACGAGGCGGCUGCGAUUCUCCGAGAUGCCGGACUACUCAGCGUCCUGGACCAAGCCCUAGGAAACGGCCCUUCAGAGGAGGUGGUGGCUACCAUCACCCACGCCAUUACACACAACCCGCCUAAGGAGACGACUUAUGGACAAAUCCCCGUCAUGGCAAAUGUGCAAGUCAUUGGAGCUGCGGUCAUCUACAUCGGACAACAUGCCGCAGAGCAGGCGGCCCAGGCGGGCACUGCUGUGACGGUGUCAGGCGAGGAGGCUGAGGUCUCAACUUUGUCUCUCCUCAUUCACGAGCUCUCGCCGGAGGCUAGGUAUUACCUGCUGGCUAGUAUGAUUAACCAGCUACGGUUCCCCAACGCCCACACGGAUUUCUUUAGCCAAGUCCUCCUGUACAUCUUUGGCAAGGACCUCAACGACCCGGAGGAUUCAGAGAUCCGCCAGGAGAUUACUCGAAUUCUACUUGAGCGCCUCAUCGGAUUCUGGCCGCAGCCAUGGGGCCUGAUGUGCACCGUUCUGGAGUUGGUGAAGAACGAGAAGUACAUGUUCUUCGAUCUACCGUUCAUCAAAUCAACCCCAGAGGCUGCCGAACGAUUCGCUCAAGUGCUCCAACGAGCUUAAGUGACAUAACGACUGUGACGGAUGGAGGCGCAGUGAAAUAGGGAGAUAAACGGUCAUACAUGAACCAUGCCAUGGCGAUGAUUUCUGGAAUCAGUGCAGUACAUCGUCGAGAAAUCCAGGGGGCGUUGGUAAACGGCUCUCUCGGAAACUAUAGAUGAAGUGCCACCGGCCACCGGCUGCCUUGUCUGGGGGGACGAGGCACCGGGGCCAGGACACACGGUAAUACUGUAUUAAUGUACGAUAAAGUAGUUUACGAGGUGUUGAGAAAAUACUAGGCGCAUGAUUUUUCACGAAAAGGAAGGCAUCCAAGAUGACAAAAUGGCGGUACGGAGCGAGUGAGGU
Messenger RNA from Ilyonectria robusta, 7365 nucleotides. Its product is annotated as CCR4-Not complex component, Not1-domain-containing protein. Gene Ontology annotation, molecular function: molecular adaptor activity. The coding region runs from base 460 to 7023 and encodes 2187 amino acids. Lineage: Eukaryota; Fungi; Ascomycota; Sordariomycetes; Hypocreales; Nectriaceae. Gene Ontology annotation, cellular component: CCR4-NOT core complex; P-body. Gene Ontology annotation, biological process: nuclear-transcribed mRNA catabolic process, deadenylation-dependent decay. The transcript has 4 exons. The record is from RefSeq and is a predicted model, not a curated record.